GGCGGCUGUGCAUGUAUCAACGUGGUCGUUCAUGAGCCAGAAGCUUUAAACAAGACCUUCCAAAAAGGAGAGGAUAGAUGGUAUGGACAUGGACAACUGUUACAAAAAUACACACAUUCACAGUCAGAUCAUGAUCCAUUAGGAGACAGUUUUAGCAUUGGCAUCGUAGCUGUACUUGGAGGUAGAUAAUCAGCUCAGAUCGUGUAAUUGAACAGAAAAGAUAAUGGAUAUUGGUGAAUCUAACAAGAAGUACCCUCAUGAUCAUAAGAAGCAAUUACUUGACGACGACGACGACGACGACGACGACCAUCAGGUGGAGGGCACUAGUGCUACCGCUACCUCUUCUUCUUCCUCUUCUUGGAGGAUCAGGAGAAGUACUGGUAGUACAAGUGACAAUCUCAUUUCACACCACAAAAACAAAUUAGUAGAUCAUGAAGACAGUGAUGAAGAUCUUUUCACGGUUCCGGAUGUAGAAGCUCGACCACCAGCGGAGGCGGCUGCUGCUGCUGCUGCAGCACCAGCAGCAACAGGGAGUAAUAAACGCCAUAGAGGACGAAACCCUGUUGACAAAGAAUAUAGAAGGCUCAAGAGCAGAUUGCUAAGGAACAGGGUCUCAGCCCAACAAGCUCGAGAAAGAAAGAAGGUUUACGUCAAUGACUUGGAAUCAAGAGCCAAAGAAUUGCAGGAAAUUAAUACCAAAUUAGAGGAGAAGAUCUCCACAUUGACCAAUGAAAACACCAUGCUUCGGAAGGUCCUCAUGAAUACCAGGCCUAAGGUUGAUGAAAGCAUGGAGCAAAAGCAGUAACAGUUGGGCAAAAGCUGAAAAUGCAUCGCCUCCUAUGAUCAGAUUAAUGUAUAAUAUAGCCAGUGAUCUUGCCAGCUGCUUAUGCAUGGCGAAUACUUAAAUAGCAUAUGCGCGCACUUCUGCAAAAAUAUAUACAGUCGAGGCUGAUUUUGAAGUGGUUAAAUCUUUUCCAUACGAAUGGCUGCUCAGUUUAAGGCCCCAAGAAAUAAAAAUAAAAAUGAGCGUGUCUAUCUAUAUAUUUAUGUAUACAGUCAAUUUAUGGCAGCCAUGUAUGGAUAUUUUUCAGACAGCUUUGCAUCAAAAGCAUGUGGCUUACUGAAUAUUAUGUUAUGUAAACUCUUAGGUCAUUUUAAUUGCCGCAGUUAUAUUAUUUGCUGUUCUGCUUCAGUUCUGGGAUUCAAGUACCGUUGAAAAGACUAAAGGAACGGGGGGAAUGACUACCUGUAAUAAAGCACAGGCUAAUAUAGUAAGGAGCUAUGAAGCCCUUCCCUUCUCGUAACUCUCCCCAUUCAUUGAGCUAUCUUCAGUUUCCUUAAGGUAAGGUGCUCUUCCUUACUUGAUAAUGAUUGGCUACCUAGCUAAGGUAAGGGGCCUCUACUCGGAAGGCAGGGCCAUUAGUUGGAGGCCAGGGAGAAAGGCAACUCGUUUCGUCAACUGUGAAGGCGAGGCGGUCAGGGAUAAAUGCUGCUGAGCCAACGGGGUAUAAGGCUAUGAAUUUCAAACUGGAAUGGAUCCGGGGCGAGGUACUGCCACCCCCGGCUUCUGCUGGAUCAACUGUAUAAAGUUCAAUGAAAGAAAUUUGAUUUUGGAAUA
Messenger RNA from Populus nigra (black poplar), 1618 nucleotides. RefSeq names its product transcription factor HY5-like. The transcript has 5 exons. NCBI's taxonomy places the organism in Eukaryota, Viridiplantae, Streptophyta, Magnoliopsida, Malpighiales, Salicaceae. The record is from RefSeq and is a predicted model, not a curated record. Gene Ontology annotation, cellular component: nucleus. Gene Ontology annotation, biological process: response to far red light; positive regulation of transcription by RNA polymerase II; response to red light. Gene Ontology annotation, molecular function: DNA-binding transcription factor activity, RNA polymerase II-specific. The coding region runs from base 224 to 805 and encodes 193 amino acids.